AUGAAGACGGCCUCCACCAGCUCCUGCUUGUCGCUCUGCGGGACCACCAGCUCGGCUACCACCUCCAGCUCGUCCAGCUCUGACGCCUGCUCGUCCACGCAACAGACACUGCUGACGCUUGACUCGUUCCAGGGCUGCAUCGACGCCUCCGGCUACAGCCUCCUGUACUCCACGUCACUGCCGACGGACGCUGAGUACGUCAAGAUGAGCGGUCCCAGCGACUGCCAGUCCAUCAUCGAGCCCGACGUUCAGCACAGACAUGAUGACGGCGAGGGUGACCGUCAGCCGCUCCACGUGCAGCGUCUCGUCCUGGUAGAUCUCGGCGUUCACGUCGUCCACUCAGCUUGGCGCCUUGGCUAG
This is a messenger RNA of Phytophthora sojae, 360 nucleotides long. RefSeq lists its product as hypothetical. Bases 1 to 360 code for a protein of 119 amino acids. Gene Ontology annotation, cellular component: extracellular region. NCBI's taxonomy places the organism in Eukaryota, Oomycota, Peronosporomycetes, Peronosporales, Peronosporaceae. The transcript has a single exon. The record is from RefSeq and is a predicted model, not a curated record.